AAUAGCGCCUGUGACUGUGAGGAAGCAAACAAGAAAGAAAGAGCAAUGACUUGUCUGUUAGAACCGCCUUUUCGCUGCUUACCUCCUUCCCAACCCUUUUCUCCUCCUCGUUUCCGCUGUUUCGCCGCCCCUCGAGCUCAACCUCAGCCGUCGGAACCUGACACUGAAACCCUCGUACUGCCGCUUGAUGGCCCAAAAGAACGCCGGGAAAUUGUCCGACUCGCUUGGGAGAAGCUCGUCCGAUGGUCUCGUUCUUUGCAGUCUAGAGCUAAAACUGACGUCCUUGAACGUACUAAUAAGAUAGUGGUACUUGGAGGUGGAUCUUUCGGAACAGCAAUCGCAGCUCAUGUUGCAACGAGAAAAUCCCUGUUGGAAGUGAAUAUGCUCGUAAGAGAUCCUCAAGUUUGUCGAUCAAUAAAUGAGGAACACCAUAACUGUAAGUAUUUUCCACAGCACGAGCUACCAAAAAAUGUCAUUGCCACUACUGAUGCAAAAGCUGCUCUGCUAGGUGCAGAUUUUUGCUUCCAUGCUGUACCUGUUCAGUUUAGCUCAUCAUUCCUUGAGGAAAUUGCAAACUAUGUUGAUCCAGGCUUGCCUUUCAUAUCUCUUAGCAAGGGUUUAGAGCUAAACACAUUAAGAACGAUGUCUCAGAUAAUUCCCAAAGCACUGAAAAAUCCUCGCCAACCCUAUGUUGUUCUAUCUGGUCCUUCCUUCGCACUAGAGCUGAUGAAUAAACUACCAACAGCACUGGUAGUGGCUUCAAAAGACCAAAAGAUAGCAAAUUCCGUCCAGCAACUUAUGGCUUCUAAAAAUCUGAGAAUCAACACAUCAAGUGAUGUUACAGGGGUUGAAAUUGCAGGUGCAUUGAAAAAUGUGUUGGCAAUUGCAGCUGGCAUUGUGGAAGGACUAAAUCUUGGUAAUAAUUCCAUGGCUGCACUUGUUUCACAAGGAUGCUCUGAAAUUCGAUGGUUGGCAACAAAGAUGGGUGCAAAGUCAACAACAUUAACUGGUCUAUCAGGAACUGGAGAUGUUAUGCUUACAUGCUUUGUGAGCCUUUCAAGAAACAGAACAGUUGGAGUUCGUCUAGGAUCAGGCGAAAAACUUGACGAUAUACUUAGUUCAAUGAAUCAGGUAGCUGAAGGUGUUGCAACAGCUGGAGCUGUGAUUGCUUUAGCACAGAAGUACAAGGUCAAAAUGCCAGUUUUAACUGCAGUUGCAAGGAUUAUUGACAAUGAAUUAACACCCACAAAAGCUGUUUUUGAAUUGAUGAACCUCCCUCAGGUUGAAGAAGUUUAAAGAAGCAGUGGUGUUAGAAAGACUAUAAUAGUUGCUGGGUGACAGCUGAACAUGUAUAUACAAAUUGUGACUGGCUGGCUCAGUUUGCUGCAUGAGGCACACAAUCAACAAGUUGGAGAAUGAUCGUCACCUGUUUACAGGGCUGCAUAGUGCUGACAAUCUCCAAGUUUAUGGCGAUGGAAUCUGUCUGAGUUCCUUUUUACCAUGUUAUUAGUUACACUUGCCCAAAUAUGCCUAUGAUAAUUUGGUGGAAGCUGUAACUUGUAAUUAGAUAUAGUCAUCAAUAUAACAACACCAUAUUAGUUCCAUUUUUGUAAUUUGAUAGUGAGCUAAUGAAACUGUAAAAACAUUACGGCAAAUAUAAAAUUUAGUACGUAUUUGUUUUCCUUAACA
Molecule: messenger RNA, 1689 nt
Organism: Solanum pennellii
Lineage: Eukaryota; Viridiplantae; Streptophyta; Magnoliopsida; Solanales; Solanaceae
Product: glycerol-3-phosphate dehydrogenase [NAD(+)] 2, chloroplastic
Exons: 9
Coding region: 46-1296 (416 amino acids)
Biological process (GO): glycerol-3-phosphate catabolic process; carbohydrate metabolic process
Cellular component (GO): glycerol-3-phosphate dehydrogenase (FAD) complex; cytosol
Molecular function (GO): glycerol-3-phosphate dehydrogenase [NAD(P)+] activity; NAD binding
Source: RefSeq, a predicted model, not a curated record